This is a messenger RNA of Penicillium malachiteum, 2013 nucleotides long. It is a transcript of the gene clf1, whose product is annotated as putative cell cycle control protein (Cwf4). Gene Ontology annotation, biological process: mRNA splicing, via spliceosome; spliceosomal complex assembly. The transcript has 2 exons. Gene Ontology annotation, cellular component: U2-type catalytic step 2 spliceosome; post-mRNA release spliceosomal complex; precatalytic spliceosome. Gene Ontology annotation, molecular function: protein binding. Bases 1 to 2013 code for a protein of 670 amino acids. Lineage: Eukaryota; Fungi; Ascomycota; Eurotiomycetes; Eurotiales; Aspergillaceae. The record is from RefSeq and is a predicted model, not a curated record.
AUGGAGGCUUCUCGAGGCCCUCCCCGGGUCAAGAACAAGGCCGCUGCGCCUAUCCAGAUUUCUGCAGAGCAGCUGCUCCGCGAAGCCGUGGAUCGACAAGAGCCUGGUCUGCAAGCCCCGACCCAGCGCUUCGCUGAUCUGGAGGAGCUCCACGAGUUCCAGGGUCGCAAGCGCAAGGAAUUCGAAGACUAUGUGCGUCGAAACCGAAUUAACAUGAACAACUGGAUGCGCUAUGCGGCAUGGGAAUUAGAACAGAAAGAAUUCCGUCGCGCGCGAUCCAUCUUCGAGCGAGCCCUGGACGUCGACUCGACCGCCCCCGUGUUAUGGAUUCGGUACAUUGAAGCUGAGAUGAAAACCCGGAACAUCAACCAUGCUCGCAACUUGCUCGAUCGCGCCGUUACUAUCCUCCCUCGCGUCGAUAAACUCUGGUACAAAUAUGUCUACAUGGAGGAGACCCUGGGUAAUAUCCCUGGUACCCGGCAAGUCUUUGAGCGGUGGAUGGCAUGGGAGCCAGAGGAGGGAGCUUGGAGUGCGUACAUCAAGUUGGAAAAACGUUAUAAUGAGUUUGAGCGGGCGCGGGCGAUCUACCAGCGAUUCACUAUUGUGCAUCCCGACCCGCGCAAUUGGAUCAAAUGGGCUCGUUUCGAGGAAGAGUCCGGAACGAGUGAUCUGGUUCGCGAGGUCUACGGCAUUGCUAUUGAGACACUGGGAGAAGACUUUAUGGACGAGAAGCUCUUCAUUGCUUAUGCCAAGUUUGAGGCAAAGCUGAAGGAGUAUGAGCGUGCUCGAGCAAUUUACAAAUACGCCCUGGACCGUAUGUCCCGAUCUAAGUCUAUGACUUUGCACAAGGCCUACACAACCUUUGAAAAGCAGUUCGGAGAUCGCGAAGGUGUUGAAGAUGUGAUUCUUUCUAAGCGUCGGGUUCAAUAUGAAGAGCAGCUGAAGGAGAACCCACGGAAUUACGAUAUAUGGUUCGACUUCGCCCGGUUGGAGGAAACCGCUGGCGACGCAGAGAAAGUCCGCGAUGUCUACGAGCGUGCCAUUGCUCAGAUCCCGCCUUCACAAGAAAAGCGCCACUGGCGUCGUUAUAUCUACCUCUGGAUCUUCUACGCUGUAUGGGAAGAGAUGGAGGCGAAGGAUAUCUCUCGUGCGCGACAGAUCUACCAAGAAUGCAUCAAGUUGAUCCCGCACAAGAAGUUCACUUUCGCAAAGGUGUGGUUGAUGAAGGCACAGUUUGAGGUCCGACAAAUGGAGCUGCAGACCGCACGGAAGACAUUGGGCAUGGCUAUUGGUGCUUGCCCGAAGGAUAAGCUUUUCCGUGGAUACAUUGAAUUGGAGCGACAGCUCUUCGAGUUCGUGCGAUGCCGGACCUUGUAUGAGAAGCAGAUUGAAUGGAAUUCCUCCAACAGUCAAUCCUGGAUCCAAUAUGCGGAACUGGAACGCGGCUUGGAUGAUCUUGACCGUGCACGUGGUCUUUACGAGUUGGGCAUCGAACAACCCACACUGGAUAUGCCCGAGUUGGUGUGGAAGUCCUACAUUGACUUUGAAGAGUACGAAGGCGAGUAUGAUCGUGUUCGGGCGCUAUACGAGCGUCUCCUCUCGAAGACCGAUCAUGUGAAGGUGUGGAUCAACUACGCCCGGUUCGAGAUCAACGUACCGGAAGACGAAGAGGAAGAAGAGGAGGAGGAGGAGCGACCCAUCAGUGAAGAAGCGAAACAACGAGCUCGUGCCGUCUUCACCCGGGCCCACAAAGUGUUCAAAGACAAGGACCUCAAGGAAGAGCGGGUGGAAUUGCUCAAUGCCUGGCGAUCAUUUGAAAACACUCAUGGUUCGCCAGAGGAUAUCGAGAAGAUCGAGAAACAGAUGCCGCGGCGGGUCAAAAAACGUCGUAAGCUGGAGGAUGAUCGGUACGAGGAGUACAUGGACUACGUGUUCCCAGCAGAUGACCAAUCGGCGGCCAAUCUGUCACGACUGCUCCAGAAGGCACACCAAUGGAAACAAGCCCAGGGAUAA